AUGAUAGUAGGUACCAGUAUAUUUGCAAUGUUAUUAAGUAUUUUUAACUUUACAAUGAUAAGUUGUUCUCAAGAACAAGAAGGAGAUGCUGUGAAGUCAAGUCAAGUUAAUACAGAUACAACUGUUCAGGGUGGUGGAGAUGCUUCUGUGGAAGUUGAUAAUGAUGAUGUGGAGAAAGGAGUUACUCCUGAGCAAGGGAAAACUAAAGAUGAAAAUUUAAAAGUAAACCCUCCUGUGUGA
Molecule: messenger RNA, 240 nt
Organism: Hepatospora eriocheir
Lineage: Eukaryota; Fungi; Microsporidia; Hepatosporidae
Source: the annotation of a GenBank genome assembly